UAGGGAUUAGGUGCAGGGCAAGAUGGCUUGCAGUGUAAGAAUCGAAGGGAGCAAGGAGACAUUCGGAGAGAAUUCCUAAAAUUUUAUACUGUGUCUUGCCACUUCUAAGAUGAGCCGGUUCUUGAAUGUACUUCGUAGUUGGCUAGUUAUGGUGUCCAUAAUUGCCAUGGGGAACACAGUGCAAAGCUUCAGAGACCACAGUUUCCUUUCUGAAAAAUUGUAUACAGGCAAGCCAGGCCUUGUAAAUGGUCUCCAAGCUCGAACCUUUGGCAUUUGGACCUUGUUGUCUUCUGUGAUUCGCUGCUACUGUGCCAUUGAUAUCCGCAACAAGACCCUCUAUAACAUCACACUUUUGACCUUCUUCAUUGCCCUGGGCCACUUCCUCUCUGAGUUGUUUAUUUAUGGCACAGCAGCUGCAACGAUUGGUGUCCUGGCACCCUUAAUGGUGGCAAGUUUCUCCAUCCUGGGAAUGCUGAUUGGGCUACAGUACCUUGAGGUAGAAGCCACAUCACAUAACAAGAAACGGAAUUGACAUUACAUCACCUGUCUUCCAAUCUGCCCUCCAGUCAGCUUCCAGUGUCUACCAUAUUAUCUUCCUGAUCUUCUUUUUCGAGCCUGUACUAUACAAGACGGAACAUUCUUAGAUUUCCCUAUUAGUUAUUUUAGUUCCCAUUUAAUUUUGAUAUGAGCAGAUAAUGGCAGAAAAAUAGUUUUGAGCAGUUCCUCCAAAUUGGGCAUGGGGAGCAGUAUCUUAAAGCAUCAUGAGAUGUAGUAGAAAAGCCAAAUGAAGUUGUUCCAGAUGAAGGUUAUAGAUUGGCUCUCUUGACAUUCUGAUGGCAAAAGAUAGAAAAAGCAGUGUUGCCCAAAAUUUGCUGAAAGAGGGGGCAUGUAAUGUCUCCAUGGCACUCGGCAUAGUUGUCCAUAAGUAUGGCUUGCCAUAAAUGAAAGGGAACUGGGAAAACUUGUGAGGAAGAAGUAUCUCAUGUCUGAGCUAAAUCCAAAGUACCUUAUACAUUAUUUUUGAAGAUUAAAGAUAAAGAGUGAAGCUUGGUCCUUUUUUUCCU
Molecule: messenger RNA, 1064 nt
Organism: Protobothrops mucrosquamatus (brown spotted pit viper)
Lineage: Eukaryota; Metazoa; Chordata; Lepidosauria; Squamata; Viperidae
Gene: ERG28
Product: ergosterol biosynthesis 28 homolog
Exons: 5
Coding region: 110-532 (140 amino acids)
Cellular component (GO): membrane; endoplasmic reticulum
Molecular function (GO): protein-macromolecule adaptor activity
Source: RefSeq, a predicted model, not a curated record